Molecule: messenger RNA, 1660 nt
Organism: Saccostrea cuccullata (small rock oyster)
Lineage: Eukaryota; Metazoa; Mollusca; Bivalvia; Ostreida; Ostreidae
Exons: 5
Coding region: 157-1056 (299 amino acids)
Biological process (GO): negative regulation of transcription by RNA polymerase II
Cellular component (GO): heterochromatin; PRC1 complex
Source: RefSeq, a predicted model, not a curated record
UUCAUAACAUGACUGUAAUGCGAAGUGAAUGACGUAUUUUUUCCUUUCGCUUGGUGACCCUUGACGCCAAAGGUCGUAUAUUUCAAGUCUGCGCAUUAAACGUGUUUACCUCGCUAGAAGUAAACACAGCUUGGCUGUUACGAGAAACGCAGUGCAAUGGAGACGAGCUUUUUAACCGGCGAACGGAUCUUUAGAGCUGAUUAUAUUAAAAAGAAACGAAUUCGAAAGGGCAAACUUCAGUAUCUUGUCAAAUGGAAAGGAUACCCGACAAAGCAGUGCACCUGGGAACCUGAAGAAAACAUCCUUGACCCCUAUCUCCUCUUUGACUUCAAUUCAAGACCAAAUACAAAAAGAGUUGGCAGACGGAGGAAAAGUGAGGUGGAGAACUUUCGUCCGUAUGGCAUUUAUGAUCUCCAUGACAACAAAGAAAAAAGGAAGCAGGACAAAGGAAGGACGCGAACCGUGUGUCGUCCGCGAAUGUACGACAAUGGCAUCGGAGCACUGGCGGAGGCGGCCGAGUAUAUCAAUUCACUGGAACAGACAGAUGGUACCCGGGGAGGGCUAUUGUUGCCCUCUGAAACGGGUCGUGGACAAUUUGACAAUGAAUCCGACCUCAAUGACAAGACAAACACGCUUUUGGAGUGUGCGAAAGUAGACUGGGUUCGUGAGAAUAACAAUAACACGGAGAAUUCGUCGUCGGACUGCUGUUGUGCGCAAAUGACAGAAAACGACCAGAAGUGUUUUGAUUGGAUGAAGGGAACGCGUGCACAGCACGAGACCUCUGUGGACAUGACGGAUAAUAGUUGUGAAAAUGAACAAACUUCUGCACCUUUUUCUCCUCGAUGUUUAUCGGAAGAUACAGAGUCAUACUGUGCCGAGUCGUCUUGCACGUGCACAAGUUUUGACAUGGACAAUGAUGACGACCGAGAUUUUCUGCCCCCGCAAAGGGAGCAUAACGAACUGGACAGUUUGUUGGUCACUGACGUCACGUGUAACUCCACCACUAUCACGAUUGUUGAAAGUCCCACGAAAUCAGGAUUCUUCAAAUUGGAUUGAUCAUCCACAAUUACCAUGAAACAAUCCCAAAAAGUAUUCAAAUUUGCAAUCUAUACAUUUUCUUGCAAUCUGCCGCUCUGUAACAUCUGUAUUAAACAUGCCUACACAUUUGAUGAUACGGCGCUGUACUAAAUGACACUUCAGCAAUCAUAAUCAAUGAAAGUUUACUCUGCAAUUCACAAAAAAAAGAAAAGUUUUCUUGAAUGAGCUACGAGUGAUACCAAUCUAAAAUGGAAUUUAAGAAAAAUAUAUAUCGCUGAUUGGUUUUUGGGUCUUGGAUAAAGACCAUGUACUAUUAUUCAGAUUACAGUUGUUAUGGGCUGGAAGUUGGUUCCAACAUUUACACGGAGUGAUUUUGAGAAAAAUUGGAGAUGAGGAAACAAGUUUUAAUGUUUUAAGAUGGAUUUGGAGAGAGAUCUGAAGAUGUAUACGUGAUAUUUUGACUGCUGAUGCAGCUGAUGAUUGUCUUUCAUAUUUUAUCUGUUUAUUGUCAAGUAUUGGUUUCCAGGUGUCGUUAAACGGGUGUGUUUGACUCUGGAUUCAAAAGUUCUAUUUUAAUAUGUAUAGUUUGAACAUGUUGAAUAAAUGAUGAAAAGCAAACUUA